AACAUAUUAACUAGAAGAUUAAGUGCGUUCAAUUGCCGCGUGUAAUGAGAUGCAACUGGUUGGUAACAGAGUGUCACCACUAAGCUGCAGAACAAAACGAGUGUGAAACGUUAAGCGACUCAUUACCAUGUACAUCAAAUCUGGCCACCGAUUUCUCAGCGAUAAAGGCCAAAUAAUCUUUCCCGGACCACCGACACGUUCGCCAGCUUUGUACUAUCAGACGACCCCAUCGACGACAACUACUACCAGCACGACCACGAUGGCUUCCCUGCCGGAAUCGGGAGUUAGUGAUGAAAAUGGAAACUAUAUAGUGCCAGAUAUGUGGCAGAGUAAAUCAAGCUCCGGCUCGGACAUGCUGUCCGACAAAAUACAGAUGUUUUACAUCUACAUCACCGUCACAAUAACGUCCGUCUUCAUCAUAGUUGUGCUGGGCAUUUUUGGUUACAUGUGCUACAAGAGAAAAGGAUUUCAGAAUAUCGAUGGUCCUGAAGCACCUAUCGAAACUACGAGACGAAGAAGCAGCACCCACAGAUCCACUCGCAGAUAUUCGCGAAACAUUUCCAAAGAACGUGAAGCCACUGCGUCUGCAGCAGUCGCUGAAGACAAUCCUGGACAAACGUUGCUCCGGUGA
Messenger RNA from Anopheles moucheti, 631 nucleotides. RefSeq lists its product as uncharacterized. The record is from RefSeq and is a predicted model, not a curated record. The transcript is spliced from 3 exons. The coding region runs from base 128 to 631 and encodes 167 amino acids. Lineage: Eukaryota; Metazoa; Arthropoda; Insecta; Diptera; Culicidae.